Messenger RNA from Adineta ricciae, 1005 nucleotides. The record is from the annotation of a GenBank genome assembly. NCBI's taxonomy places the organism in Eukaryota, Metazoa, Rotifera, Eurotatoria, Adinetida, Adinetidae.
AUGUUUGCUCGAAUUUCGAAACAAACCCGUCGUAAUGAUCAUUCAACGCUACUUCGUCUUGCUGUUACAGAUUUCAGUGUAUACGAUGAAACACGUUCGUCAAAGGAGUCUUCAUUGAAAAAUCUUACGCAGCUAGGUAAAGCUCUCAUGGACGAACAAGAUUGGUAUGAAAAAGAUUUAGACGAAUUUGAUGAUUUACAAACUUGCAACGAUCAUUCUAUAGUGGAACGAUCAUCCAUUCGAUCUAAACAAAAACAAUUAGUUAUUCGAGAAAACGGUCAUGGAGGAAAAAUAUAUCCAUUAGACUUCUGGUAUCUUAUUGGGAAUUAUAUCGCACCGGAAGAUGUGGGUAGAUUUGCAUUGAUCUGUCAAGCAACAAAUCAAGUUGCUCAUAGUGUACCAUUUUGGAUUAACCUAUUUCGAAAUUACAAUCGAUCUCAAGCGAAACGAACAAGCCGUUCAAUUGUUCGAGAACACGUGUCCAUCGUUCGUAGUUAUGUUAUCAAAUCUCUCUAUCAAGCAUAUCCACUAUUUCAAAGUCGUCUGAACAAAUCCGAUGUUAUACAAAAAGAUCCGCAUAUUCUCCUUUCAGCACGUUGUAUUCGAAUUUGGUAUUCGAAAAUGGAAACACAGCGAGAUCUAUAUAAUUAUUACUUUGAAUUCUGUUUUGACCAAACGCAAUCGUCUUCGCAAGUAAUACCAUCUGUGCAAGCUCUCUCGCCACUAUUCCAAAUUGAUAAUCAAUUCAUGAUUGAUCAAAAUAGUUCUUUACUCCAUGUAAUCAGUUCGAAACUACUGACCAUCGGUCCGUUUAUGGGCAUGAUCCUGUCGAAAAUCGUAUUGAACGUUAGCACUGAUUAUCGAUAUCAUCAAUUGAAAAUGUGGUUUGAUACGUCGAAAUUAUCAGUGCAAAAAACAACACUCAGUCCUCCUAUGGUUGUUAUCGAUCCGGUUAUAUGCUUAAGAAUAUACAAAUGGUUUGACUGUCCUCCGAAACUGCAUUGA